This is a messenger RNA of Trypanosoma conorhini, 6540 nucleotides long. RefSeq lists its product as uncharacterized. Lineage: Eukaryota; Euglenozoa; Kinetoplastea; Trypanosomatida; Trypanosomatidae. Gene Ontology annotation, biological process: cilium assembly. The record is from RefSeq and is a predicted model, not a curated record. The transcript has a single exon. Bases 1 to 6540 code for a protein of 2179 amino acids.
AUGUUGGCGGAGUCGUUCAAGGGUGUUCCUGCUUGGCUGCUGGCUGUGUCGAAGACGCUGGCAGGCAAGACGCCGUUGGCUGCCUUUGAGCGCCUGCAGCAGGCGGCGGAGGACCCGCUUUAUGCGAAGACCGCCGUGUACAUUGUGGAGCAUCUUCUUCGGCAGGGCGAACUUGCGGCGGCGCGGCGUGUGGCGACGGAGGCGCUACAAGCCAUUGAGAAACUGCACCAGGGCGUCCAGGAACACCAGCGGGCCGUGAUGGAGCACAUGACCGCCUGGCUGGAGAGCGAGGGGUACAUGCUGGUGGCGCCGUCGCGGCCCAACAAGAAGUCCGCGCCGGAGGAAGCGCCCGCCAAGGGGAAACGCCAGAGGAGUCGGUCAGCCCCCAAGGGCGGAGCCGGGGCGGCGGCGGCGGCGGCGGCGGUGGAGCCCAAAAAAACUCCAUUCGCCGGCACCCCCGGAAGGCAGUGGACGACGUCGGAGCAGCAGAUGCUACGACAACUGACCCGCGGUGUCGCCUAUGUGCGGCGGCGGCGGGCGCUGCGUUGGCUGCGAGGUCGCAUCAUGCAGUUCAACGCCCCCUACCAGGCCCAGCUGCACUUUUACCUUUCGGUGAUCGCCCAGUCCUCGUUGGAGCAGCAGCGACAACGACAGGCGCAGCGAGGCGAGCAUGCGACCGUUUCCGUCACGAACACGCGACCGGGGCUCAAGUCGAGGGCGCGCGGGGAGGAGGCUGCCGCCGCCGCCGCGCUGACGCGAGCGGAGGAACUGAAGGCAGAAGUGAAGGAGGAGGAGAAACGUUUUAUUCAACAUGCGACCCGCUCGGCGUUGCUUUUCACCCGCUGCGGCUUUCCCUCUCGGGCAUUUGCGGUCAUUUCACAGGCCAUUGACGGCCUUCGCACGUUCGUGUGUGAGGAUCCGCCUGACAUGACGCUGGCGGACGAUGAGUUGCUGCUUCCCGGCUGCGGCCCAUACGAUGCUCCGCACGACGAUCUCGCGCCGAAGCGACGUACAAGUGCCGCCAGCCUCUCCUGCGACUCCACUUCAUUGCACAAUGCGGAGCCGAAUAUAAUGCAGCUGGUGGCCACCAACGAAAAGUUGAUUGAAUGGGGACCACGUGUCCUGCCACUUGCACGCGUACUGCAGCGCAUGCUGUUCCUGCUGUGGUACGGCUUCGUGGACUACCGCCGCGACGUGGAUUUUCUGCACCCCGCCGCCGUGAAGGUUGGGCAGGACGUGCAGCUUGAGGAGCAGUUGCAUUUCCAGGGCCGGGUACCGUCGCUGCACUCGUACGCCUCCGCAGCUGGGCAGUAUGAGGAGGCGCGUCUGGCGCACCGCGCCGCCGUGAACUCCGCACGCCUGAUCCGGUCGUUUGGAUGGCGCACGCGCGUGGUGCAGGCCGCGGAGCAGAAGGGGCGCGAGGAGGUGCAGCUGCAGUGGCUGACGGAGCUGCACGAGUUACUCGUGGAUCAAGUUUCGGCGGGACUGGCGUCGAUAGAGCCGCAUGCCGCCGGGCUGGCGGGGACGCUUGCGGAGCUUGUGGAGCAGGCAAGAACAGGGGCGCGGAGGCCGUCGUGGGGGAUGCCGUCGAGAAAGCGGAAGAAGUCGCCGAGGAAUGUCGAGCUGCAGCGGGGGGAGGUGCCCGAGCCGAUACGAAGAGGCAGCGCCGAUGCCACUGCGCUGAUUGCACUGCGGUUUGGCUCGGCAAUCCCGGCUGAGAAGGUCAUAGACAACCUCAUGUUUCUCCUGCGGUACACGCAGGUGUGCUGUCAGCUGGCCUCGCUGGAGCUCUGCCUGGAGGUGCACACGUUGACCGAUGGCCUCUUCGCCUACGCCUUGCUGCCGUUUGCGCUCAGCCUGCAGCGCAGCAUUGGCGCCCCGCGCAACGAGGAGCUCCUGCAAGAGUACACCCAUCUGCGGCAAAAUGAGCCGAUGCACAAGGUGCUGGUGCGCAACGCCCGGCGCUCGUGGGAGAAGUACACGACGACAGAGGCGUAUCGGCGUGUGAUGCAGCGCCUCUCGCGAACGCUGCUGCCGUCGAAGCGAAGCGUCAGGGACCCCUCGGCGGUUGGCGCCUCGUUUGCCGAGGCCGACAGCACGUCGCGGACGAGUCUGGAGACGGCAACGACUGGGCGAGUGGCCGUGCGGGGCGGUGAUGGCGGGCGGCAGCCGGCGUUGCGGGACGUCAUCUCCCGCUAUGAGGCGGCCACAAGUUACCUGCAGGAGCGACGCCUCUUCGGCCUGCUCUCCGAGCAGCUCCACGAGAUGGGACGCAUUCACCUGCUGCACCGCCAGCGCGCGGAGGCAGAGCGGUGCUGGAUCGAGGCCGUUGACGCGGCGCUGGAGGUGCCAGACAGUCUCAAGCGUCCGCCUGAGACGUGGGCUAAACUCCCCGUCGCCACGCUUGGCCUGCCCCGUCUAUUGCUCGCCAUCAUGUCCAUCAGCUCGCUCGCCAUGUACAUCUACCGCGAGCAGCAGGGUAGGGCGGUGGAUGCCUAUUUGCUGGCCGCACGCAUUCUUGAGCGCUUUUUUGAGCAGGGCACCACGAGUAAUUUUCCGCGCCACCUGCGCGAGUUUGGGGGGUUUAUGCUGGAGGACCUCGUUGUUCUCCCGCAGCUCGGCGACUCCAUGCCUGCGUUGACGCCGCAGGUGGUUCACCACAUGCUCUUUCUUGCCUGGGAGCUGCUACGCUUCAAGUUCCCCUUCUACGCCGCCAUGGUUGCCUCGCUGACGGAGUACUUUGCGCGGACCCACAUGAGCCACGUGGCCUCCACCGUGGAGGCGCGCCUCGUGCAGGCGAUGGCGGCCGGCAAGUUUGGAAGCUACAAGGCCGCGAUGAAAAUACUGCGCGGGGUGUGCCAAGGGGUUCGAAUUCCACGUGGGGCGCUGGACAGCACCGCACUGCGGGUGCGGGCGCUGGUGGAGUGCGUUGAGACAGUCAAAUCCGCGAAGAACGGCAAGCGCGGGGAGGGCGGGGCGAGCUUCUCUAGCCGACAGACAGACCAGCAGCAGCAGCAACAGGCGGACCAGCAGCAGCUGCAGCAGCAGGAUCAGCAGCAGCAACAACAAUGUGAACCAACGGAGGGGCUUUACAACGACGCCGAGCUCCCGCUGCGGGCCAGCAAUGUGGCUUGCAUACAAACCUUCCUGACGCAGUGCCUUGGGGCGGGGAAUGCGGCGGCCCCAAAUGUGUGGACGCCACAGUCCUCUUCGUCACCCGCCACCACCUCUGUAGGCGGUGGUGGUGGUGGUGGUGGUGGCAGCGUGCUGCCCGAGGCAGUGGUGGCGUGCUACGGCGUAUGCCUCUCGCAGCGUGUGGAGCUCGCGAUUGCCGACUUGCUGGUGACUCUCGGAACGAAGGAGGCCGCGUACGUCUGGAGCGCCUUCACGACGCAGCAACAGCCUGUCGUGAGCGACCGACGCGGGCCGCGCCCACGAAGCUCGCAACGGGUGUACCUGCACGGGUUUGCUAAUUCUGCGUGCCUUGAGGCGUUGAGCGCCGCGGAGCAGAUGCUGAACUCGCUACUGGCCAGGCUGCAGGAGAAGGGGGGCGGCGCAGCCGCAAAGGAUGCGCCUUCCAAGCGGAGCACCGGACAGGAGAAGACGGCCGUCGCCGUGCCGGAUGACGCGCGAGGAAAGCGCGGCCAGGAUGUGGAGGAGAGGUACUUGCGCUCCACCGCGUUGCUGCUGCUUGCCAGAAUUUGCACCGCGCGCGGGGAUGCUUCCAAGGCGUUGGCAGUGCUGCGGGGGCUUGUGGCAGACUUUAACGAAAAGUUGGAGGGUUCUGCCUUUACCGCCGCCGCCACCGGCGCCCCCUCGUACCUCUGGACCGUCGCAACGCACCUCUUUUGGUGCGACGUCUACGAGCUGAUGUUGCUCAACCACGUGCGGAUUCGCGAAUACGCGGCGGCGCAGCAAGUGAUACGCGCGGCGAUCGCCCUUUGUGAGCACUGCGGUGAUCCCUGCAGUGGACGCGUGUUCUCGCUCUACGACGGCGCCAUUAAGGCAAGCACGGGGGCCGCCGCGGAGGCCAGAGAAACAUGCCGCGCCCUGCAGAAGGUGUCCCACAGCUUGGGGUACGACAGCCGGAUUGACAUGCUACACGCCUGGGCGGUCGUGGCGGCGGAAUCCCUGCGCCGUGUGCUGGCUGACGGAGGACUGGAGCAAAGAGAGACAUCCUCCUCUUCUUCUUCCUCCUCCUCGUCGUCGUCGUUCGCGUCUCUGGAGGCGCUGGAGACUGCUGUGCGGGCACUGCAAGCGUACUGCGAGGUGUACGGUCUGCCCCCCGGCGCUCUGCCUCUGCUAGAGGCGCAGCGGCUGCCCGCAGUCACGGAGGCCGCUGUGCGGCGCCGCUCCUUCGUGGCGUGGAACGUGGAGGCAGUCUUCCUGCACCGUGCGGUAAACCUGCUGGCCGAGGCCUACAUGCGUGUGGGCAAGCUGGAGCACGCGGAGGGGCUGCUGCGGCACGCCAUCGUCGCCCUCACCCCGCGGUACGACACCGCCGCCCACCCCACGCCGCUCAACGAGAGCCGCUUUAUGCUGGCGCGGGUCCUCUGCCUGCUCAGGCCCUCGCUGCUCAACGAGCAGCAGCCGUCCGCGGAGGGGGUGUGCGACGCCGUCUACGCCCAGGAGCCCAGUGAGGCGGAGGUGCUGAACCUGCUGGAUGCGCCGCGACAGCAGCCAGUGCGACUCCUGAUGGAUGUUGCGGAGCAGGCGGUGACGAGCGGUACCCACGACUACAACAUUCUGCGCCUGGCGCUGCUGCACCUGGCGGUGCUCCUGACCCGUGCGGACCGGGCGUUUCACCUCAUGGCUGCCACCUGCGUGAUUUUGGCCAAGUUUGUGGAGGACAUGAAAUUCCACGUGUUCAGCGGCACCAGCGUCUUCUCCCUCUACGGGGAGGACAACCUGCAGCUCGGGACGGAUCUGGCGUUCCCCGAGAGCGUCGUCGCCGUCAUUCAAUCCACGCAGCGCAGUUUGGGCAACGUCGUCGAAAAGGACGUCAGCAGCGGCGUGGUUGCCGCGGGAGCCGUGUUGCCGAGCGCCUCGUCGGAGCAGCGCCGCACCCCCUCCCGCUCCCGCGAGGAGAAAGAGGAGCCUGCCCAAAGGAACGCCGUCCCACUGCCUGUGGUGGUCGCCGCCUUCGCCUCCCUGCAUCUGGAGCAGGCGCUGCAGUGCGUCUUUCCCCCGCUGGAGUCACUCGACCUCGAAACGGCCCUGCGACUAGUGCGCAAGUACCUGCAGGUGAAGACGUCCCCGCUCGGCGGUUGUUACCUUUGGUACGACGAGGUCACACGAGAGGCACACAUUAGGCAGCAACAGCAGCAGCAGCAGCAGCAACAGCAACAGCAGCAGCAGCAGCAGCACGGACAAGGGCGUCCUGGCGAGGGUGCCCGUGCACAGCGCAGUUCUAUCCUAGCCGCCGAGGCAGCGGCGGCAGCCAUGUCGUUGCUCCCGCCCAUCGUCGUGGACAAGCUGCCGCCGCUGCUUAGCACCGCAACUCUCACGCAGCUGGGGAUACCCAGAGUGAACGCGGUGCUGUGCCAGUCCUUUAUGCGCGAUGUCGGCAAGAGCCUCGGUGGUAAGUUGAAUGGGCCGCCGGCGCGGAGUGGGGGAGGUCAAGCACGUGGUGCGGCAGCUUCCACCCACAACGCAACAACCCAAGCAGUGGGCAACCCCCCGGUGAAGCUGACGUUUGUUCUUUUUGUGUCGCCCGUCUACGACCCGGGCGCAACGCACUCCCCUCCCGUCGGCGAGAAGGUGCAGCACUCGCCGAGCAGAAAGCCGCCGCGUCCAGGGGCGAAGUCCGCCGCGGGGGCGAUGGUAGACGCAAAAACUCUCAGUGGCUCACUACCCAUUGCCCACCCGUGGAAUGGAACACGGUGCGUGACGUUUGAGCUGCCAGUGGAGGAGCUGCCGACACUUUUCGCGCAGGCCGCGCAAACACUGCAGUUGAUGCAGAAUCCCUCCGCCACGGUCGUGGUGUCCGGGACGGAGGGUGGGGAGGAGGAGGAGGUGCCGGUGGAGGCCGCCUUGUCGCAGCAGCUGAACGAGGCCGUGGUGCUCCUGGCGGCCAAGACGGCGCCUCCCACCGGCGGCCGAAAGGCAGCACGCGCGGGGGCAGCCGUGGAGUUUCAGCUUCACAGCACACAGGGCGCGACCUCCGGCGGCAUUUCCCCCGCGCGGCAAGGCGGAGCCGCCGGUCGGCCGGAGGGCGGUGGUGGUGCCGCGGCGGCCGCCCAUGACACCGCCGCGGCGGACGGCGUAGGUGAAGUGCCAGCUGUGGACGAGGCGAAGUCGCGGCUCGUCACCGGCUUCAUCGAGCUGCUCGUUCGCUCCGUUGUCCCACGCGCCGUCACGGACGACGAGCUGAUGGAGCGCUGCGUGGAGGCGCUGCUCCCCCGCUGCGCCGUCUCAGUGGAGGUGGUGCGCUUCCUGCAGGCGCUGGCGGCGGGCGACGGCGGGGGCGUCUCGCUCUUUCACCCCGGCCUGCACGAGUGGUUUGCCCGCGUGGCAAAGUUUGUGGUGGAGCACGCCUAG